Meleagris gallopavo (turkey) is the source of this 4363-nucleotide messenger RNA. The record is from RefSeq and is a predicted model, not a curated record. NCBI's taxonomy places the organism in Eukaryota, Metazoa, Chordata, Aves, Galliformes, Phasianidae.
CCUUGUGGGCAUUAGAAUUCUCAUGGUACCACUGCCUAGUUGUGCAUGCUCAUUUUGAGAGGUAAAAGUGUUCACAGCAUAAUGCUGAAAACAUACAUGUCCCUUCAUCUUUAAAUCGCACGAGACAUAAGGGUUUACAGUGCAUAAACCCAUUCUGAAUAGGUUGCUAAAUUGGUACUAAAAGUCAAAUAUAUCAGCUGCCUAGGGAGCUGGACAGCAGCCAAGCAUCCCAAGUUCAACAUAUACAGGAUCCCUGUUUGUUCUUCCUCAUAACAUAAAUUAUUACAGCUACUGUAACUGAAAGAUUCUAUUAAGGCAUCUUCCAUAACGUUUGCUGUUAAAGUCUCUCCCCAGCUAUUUAAGCUGAUUCUCAUUUUAGCAAACGGGGAUAAUACUCAACAGAGUAAAGUACAGCAAAAUAUUCUGGACUGAAAAGUACAACAUACAAAAUAUUCAGUGUACUCUCAAGGCAAAAGGCACAGAAAGUGCCAGGACUACCAAAAUACCCGUUUUGAGCCUCUGCAGAAAUUUGACUGGAUUUCUAAGUGUUCAUAGCAAGGAUAUCACACAGAUUCCCAAUUUUCACUUUUUCUAUUCAACUGUGAGUACUGUGAAAUUUGACCCUUGCUGUGGUCACCUCAGCAUCAGACCACACAAAAACACAGCUCAAGCAAAAUUACUUGAAAGAGUAAUUUAUGUUCACCAAUUAUUAGAAGUUUAAGCCACAUUUCUGGAAGACGAACCACUCAUUUCAUGCAAACAUCACCUCUGAAUUCUACCUUUGUUCCCCAGUCUCUGAUUUAAGAUAGACUAAUUAGUGCAUUUUCCAAGCAUGGCAUCUCCACUGUAUAAAUACAAAGCAUUUGGUUAUUUUAGAAGUUUAAAGGAAAAAAAUAAAGCCUAAUACAUAGAAUAUUCCCAACGUGUCUUUGGCUUCUAUAAGAACUCUACAGUACGUUGGUCAAAACAGUAACCUACAUGUGGUUUUCCAGAAGGUGAAGAGUAUUAUGAAGAGUUGUCAUGGCCUGUAUCACAAUUGUUUCCAUCAACAUAUUGCAGAGAAAUAGAAAAUGAUGAGAUUCAUUCAUUAAGCCUUUGUUUAGAUGAGAAAAUAACUUUACUUGCAAGUCUGCCUUAUCAACUGCUUAUUUAAAGAUCUGGCAAAUCUCAAAUUGGCUGUUACAGAAUUACAGGGUUUGAUCGACUAUAAACUGCUGUAGCAGAUAAAUAUGUACAGCAAGCCAAAAAAAACUAAAACAAAAACAAAAACCUCCACAAAACUGAAAAAGGCCUAAUAAAUAAGCAGCCACAAUUACCUUUUCUUUUAAAAACAUAAAUCUUGCAGUGGUUAUUGCUAAAGAUUUGAGUACUUUGAACAUGGUAAUAAAUACACUACAGAUCAUCAUUUCAGCUGCAAUUCUAAACAGUAAAAAGGUUGUCCUGGUCACAGAUGAACUAUCCUUAUUCUUUUCCAGUUCUUCAGCCUAAUCACCUCAUAGGUUAGGACAGAAUGCAGAAGUAUUCACUACAGCAAAGACACCAAACAAAAUUUCUAACCUCAGAUACCUUACAGCUAAAUCCAUCUUUAGUUACUAAAAUAAACAAUUGGACUUACCAAUAGAUUGGUCACUUGUAUUAUCUCUCCAUAAAAAUCUGAGUAUUUAAGCUACUCUGUAGUCUCUCUCUUUGGUUCCCAGGAGACUGCCUAUUAACUUCUACUUUCAGGGCAAUGUUUUCCAUAUCAUAGGCUGAGGAGCCAGAAAUACAUCAACCUAAUUUUGUCCAGUUGUAGUCUUUUUGGAAGGCUAAAGAGACCCAAUAAAAAAGUAGUAUUUGUACCAUUUGCUUUAAAUAGCUAAUGUACCACAUUCACUCCUGAGAAACAGCACAAACAUAAGUAUUCAUCAGGUUACUAUUCUAUAUUGAGCUAUAUCCACACUCAGUUAAUGAAACGGGUCAUAUACGGUACCAACCGCUCCCAAGGUUUUGCAGAGUUAUGUUUAUGAAAGGUUAACAGCAGGCACUAAUACAAGUAUCAUGACUCUUUUCAGGCAGUAGGUGAAACCUUGAAGAAAAAGUGGCUCUGUCUUCAAAAAAGUGACCUGACCUUUGCUUUGUGUUUGUGCGUUCCACGUCGACCCAGACCUUGCCUCCUGCAGUACGCGCCGUCUCGUGUCGCGUUGCGCGGGCGCCGCUCGGGCUGCUGCUGACUCGCCCUUGUUGGUUUCCCUGUUGUAGGGGAAAGGCUCUAGGGCGGCAGAUAAGGCUGUUGCCAUGGUGAUGAAGGAGAUUCCGAGGGAUGAGGCUGCAGAGGAAAAGCCCCUCCUCACUAUGGCGUCACAGCUAGUGAACGAGCAACAAGAAAGCAGACCCCUUCUGAGUCCCUCCAUUGAUGACUUUCUCUGUGAAACUAAACCAGAAGCUGUUGCAAGGCCUGUAACUUCAAAUACUGCAGUAUUAUCAACAGGUCUGGAUCUCUUGGAUCUUAGUGAACCUGCCUUACAAACCCAAAACAAAGCAAAGAAAUCAGAGAAUCCAUCAAGAGGUGAAGGCUUAAAAACUUCAGCCCACAGAAAGAAGACAGACAAUUCUGACCUUAUCAGUGUGGAUGCUGAACAGAAAGUUCAGACUGUCAGAGUUUCAGACAAGUCUUCACUAGAUUUAGUUGAUAUUCAGACACAGAUUGAGAAAUGGGAUGAUGUCAAUUUUCCUGGAGACAGGAGCUGCAAGGUUCAUCCUUCUGCAGAACGAACAUCAUCAUCAUCAUCUAGAGCUCAAUCAAAAGAGCUUUUAUGGUCCACUGAAAAUAGAUCACAGUCUGAGCUGACUAAUGUCAAGAGCGCUUUCGACACUGAUUCAACAUCAGAACUAGAAGUAGCACCUGCAAUACAGGUGCGAUCAACUAAGGAGCAGCGUUGGGGAGGGCCUCUUCUCUCAAGAAAUCACUCAUUGGAAGAGGAAUUUGAAAGAGCUAAGGCAGCUGUGGAGUCAGACACAGAGUUUUGGGAUAAAAUGCAAGCAGAAUGGGAAGAAAUGGCUCGCAGGAACUGGAUUUCAGAGAACCAAGAAGCACCAGGGCAAGUCACCAUCUCUACCAUUGAGAAGGGAUAUUAUUUCCAUACAGAAAACCCUUUCAAAGACUGGCCAGGUGCUUUUGAGGAAGGACUGAAAAAAAUGAAAGAAGGUGACCUGCCUGUUACAAUCCUGUACCUGGAGGCUGCUAUUCUACAAGAGCCCAAUGAUGCAGAGGCCUGGCAGUUCCUGGGCAUAACACAGGCAGAGAAUGAAAAUGAGCAAGCAGCCAUUGUCGCCCUCCAAAGGUGUUUGGAACUGCAGCCAAAUAACCUAAAAGCUCUGAUGGCACUAGCUGUAAGUUAUACUAACACAGGUCAUCAACAGGAAGCCUACCAAGCUCUACGAAACUGGAUAAAGCUAAAUCCAAAAUACAAGUAUAUAGUGAAAAGCAAAAAAGGGUCCCCAGCACUUACCAGGAGGAUGUCUAAGACAUCAGAUGAAAGCUCAUUACUUGAAGAAGUAAAGGAUUUAUACCUGGAGGCUGCUCACCAGAAUGGUGACAUGAUAGACCCUGACUUGCAGACAGGACUUGGAGUUCUUUUCCACCUGAAUGGAGAAUUUAACAGAGCAAUAGAUGCAUUUAGUGCUGCUUUAACUGUUCGGCCAGAGGACUAUACGUUAUGGAACCGUCUUGGAGCAACCCUGGCAAAUGGGGAUCGAAGCGAAGAAGCUGUUGAGGCUUACACACGUGCUUUAGAAAUACAACCUGGCUUCAUUAGGUCCAGGUACAAUUUAGGCAUAAGCUGCAUCAACUUAGGAGCAUACAGAGAGGCUGUCAGCAAUUUUCUCACUGCUCUCAGUUUGCAAAGGAAAAGCAGGAAUCAACAGCAGGUUCCCCAUCCUGCUCUAUCAGGCAAUAUUUGGGCAGCACUUCGAAUUGCUCUGUCUAUGAUGGACCAGCCAGAACUAUUUCAAGCUGCCAACGUGGGCGAUCUAGACAUUCUGUUAAGAGCUUUUAAUCUAGAGCCGUAAUACAAAGCAUCCACAAAUUAAGUUAUAUUAGGAAGCAGAGAACUCUUUUAUUACUCAUCUCAAAAUGAUCACAAUUUAAAAAAGAUCACGGUUGUAGAUCAGUAGGGGAAUUCUCUCAGAUGUUAUUCAAAAAAUAAAAGUUCAAAAGCACAAAAUAUUCUAAAUAUGCUCAGACUCAAAGGAUCCAAAUGAGCAGCAGCUGAUCUGAUGAAGCCCUGAGUUAGAUGAAGAUCUUCAUCCCAUGCAAGCUCUCUCUCUCUCUAUAUAUAGUCACACAAACAGAUAUAUGAAGAAAUAUAUGAAAAACAAACCUAGA